Messenger RNA from Didymosphaeria variabile, 744 nucleotides. RefSeq lists its product as uncharacterized. Bases 1 to 744 code for a protein of 247 amino acids. The record is from RefSeq and is a predicted model, not a curated record. NCBI's taxonomy places the organism in Eukaryota, Fungi, Ascomycota, Dothideomycetes, Pleosporales, Didymosphaeriaceae. The transcript has 2 exons.
AUGUUCAACAAGCUUGGCACUAAGAUCGCUCUCCAAAGGGCCGGCUUGGGCAACGUAUCGCUCCCGUCCUUCCCGAAGAACGAAAGCAAGGGCGGAGAAGGAGGAACAGGCUACGAGUUCUCGAAUCCCUUCGCAAACGUACAAUGGGGGAAAGCGUUCAGCUCGUGGCAGGCGCCCGCAGAAGGAUACCCAGUCGCUGAUCCCCCGACGAUUGGUAUUCGCGCUCCGAGCAAUUCGAAAUUGAGAUUCCCUCCUAUCGAUGGCAGACCCUGCGUGAUUUUGUUCUUGAGAUUUUGCGGGUGCCCUUUCACACAGAAACUCUUCCUCCGCAUGCGCUCCCUCGCAAACCGCCACACGGGCAUCCACUUCAUUGCCGUCUCGCACUGCACACCCGAAGCGACCGCCGCAUGGACGAAGAAAAUCGGAGGCGCUUGGAAUGUCGACGUGGUUAUCGACGAGCAGCGCGAACUGUACGCGAUGUGGGGGCUGGGCAUGUCAACCUGGGCUCAUGUGCUAAACCCGCGCAAUGGUAUCAAUCAAAUCAAGCUGAGCAAGCAAGAAAAUGCCGUGUGGCAGCCGGUAGGCGAGGGCGGCUGUAGGUGGCAAGUUGGGGGCGCGUACGCCGUUGAUGACAGGGGAACGGUGAAGUGGGGUGCGCCGAUGCAGAGUGUAGACGAGGACGUCAUGCUUGAAGAUGGCGUGAGAGCCUUGGGCUUCUCUGCGGCUGCACCAGGAGUAUUCUGA